UAGAAUUGUGCCGUCUCCGAAGAUUAAAAUCCAUUCGGUAAAUUACGCUCUGUCGAGAUGUCAAAGAUCAGGUUUUCUCUGUUUCUCCCUCCUCAUUCCUUUUCUCGCUUUAAAGUAUCGUAAAAAUCGUGGAACGGAACAAAGCAGCUGAAAUCUGUAUAGGUGAAAUAAAAUCAUGAGUUACUGCGCCCAAAAUUAACGCCAUGUUAAUUGUAAAUUUCUAUAUUUAUUCUUAAUAUUUGACAUAUCAAACGUAAUAUGAGGGGGCCCAGUGUUUGAAAAUAAUUUGUCAUUAAAAGCAAAGUCAGUGAACAGAAUAUGUGUGAAAGCAAGAGUUAUGUGUAUGAAUGCCUGCACAUAUUUGAAGUAUAAUUCACCCUGUGCCUUACAUUUUGCUUUAAAUGAACGACGAAUUCAUUUGUAAUCAUCGGGAAAAUAAAUUACAACCAAUUGCCUCGCUGCUUAUGCGUCUUAAUGCAACGAGCUAAUAAAUAGUUCGAUUUGAAAGUUUUAAUUAAAAAGUAUUUAAUUGAGUAGUGUAGUUUUUGGGUUAGGUUCAGGCGAAUAGAAUGUAUUGAAAUUUGCUGGUAAUUUUAAUUUAUAAUAUUACCAUAAAGCAAUGGUGGAAGUUGGAAUUAGAUAAUAUUUAUACAAAUAAUGCACUCGGAAACAAAUACUCCAGUUAAAGAAAUGCCGAACUUGGAUGUAUCGUUGACACUGAAGCAACAAUCCUCGUUUCUCGAGGAAGAUCUUGCUCUCAGUUCUUCCACACAUGACUCCAUUACUGAAAAGAUAAUAAUGGAAGUGGAGGAGAAGACUCGCGAUGAAACAAUGCACCAGAGUAUAACGGUCUCUGAAUCAGAACAACCGCAAGCACCAGUGAUCUAUGUAAGCGAAGAUGCGAUGGACUGCAACUAUGACGAAUCGUCGAAUAUAUCAAAGCACUUUGAACUCCAAGACGCUCCGAGUCCUGAACUCUUUGACAGCGACGCUGAUGAUGAAGCUGAGAGUACAAACACGACUAUCAAUUUUCAAAACGUUCUCGACGAGCCGCGAGUCUCACUACCAAGCCCAAAGAAACUCACCACUGCCGAGCAGAUACUAAAGGCGGACAAAUACUUGUUAAAGAGAGUAAACAAGUUUUUAAGUGGUGUACCUCCGCCACCAAAUCAUACAAUAUCGCAGAAAGAUUGCGACGAUUUUCUUGUAUAUAUUAAACAAAAUCGACAGUACUUUUGGGCCGAUCCCUUUAAACUGGAAAGCAAGCAUCUGUCGACAGAAUCCAAAACAAUUUCAAUUUCUUCGAUACAGAAAGUCAACGAAGAGAAUGAUAGGAAUGAAGAUACUAAUUCAUGCUGUACAAAGGUCUAUCAACAAGCAAAAGCUGGCCUACGGAAUCUUAGUACAGCUUUUGACGCAUGUGAACAGCCCAAUUAUUUAAAAUUUGAUCAUAAUGAUUCAUUGGCGUCUGGUACGGAAUUUUCCGAAACAACGAACUCCUUCACAUUGUCCGAGACACUUUUUAAUAAUUGCUCUAUUUUAUCAACAUCCACCUUUACAUCGUUUAACGAGGAUAGCAAAAUACACGACAAUGAUACGGAAGCACCGCCGACAUUGUUCACAUCCAUUAAAGUCGAAGAUGUUACUGUAUUACCUUGGCCCGAUGCAUAUAAACACAAGUGUCAUGAAAUAUACUACAAUAGGAACAAAGUUAUAGAAGAUUUUGAGAAUCUUAGGUUGAAAUUAUGCGAUAGGUAUAUUGGAGCAGAAACGCAAUCGACAUGCAACAUUUGGUUUGCUAAACAAAUGCCAGGAAGUACAAGAAAACGAAAUCUUUUAGCAAAACGUAACAAUGGUCAAAGUCCUGGUAAAAGGCUCAGUUAUUUGGCUAGAAGACGAAGAACAUUUUCCAGUGCUAAUUUGCAAGGUCUUGGCCUUGCAGAAAAGAAACAUCUCAUUCUAAACGUGAGAAAAGGGUUUAUACGUAAGGGUAAAAGUCCACGGGGUAAAAGUCCACGAACCAAGACUCCACGUAGCUCGGCAAAGAAACGUCACCUUCGAAGACUCGUACUUGAAGGUCCGUCGCCGAGGAAAACCAAAAUCGAAACUUCGAAGCGAGCUCUUUUCCAAAGUCCACCAUUGGAUAAGCCCUGCUCCAGCCAAACAGUCGCCACGACGAACGUCAAUAACAAUAAUCCCCAAAAAAUAAAGAGAGCACUGUUUCCAACACCAAAGAAAAACGAAGCCGGUGACAUUUCUCAAACUCAAUCAUUGAGCUUUCCGGAAUCAAGAAAGCGAAAAAAUGACGAUGAAUUGGAAAAUCCAAGACAAAAGUGGGCAAAGAGUUUGUCAUUCGACUGUGCCCGAAAUCUCGAUAAUAGUUCGUCAAAUACUUGGAAUCCUGCAAGGCAUUCGACGAGCGGCGUCUUAUCAAAGGAUGGCACAUUAUAUUAUGGAAAAUGCGAACUUAGCGAAACGCAUAGAAAGAAAUUACUUUGGGCCGUUGCCGAAGCACUGCGGAGUAAAGGCAUUGGAAUGAAUCAUUCACUGUUCAAGCAAUAUGCGACCAGUUUAGCACGUACUGUGAGAAAAUUCAUGCCCGAUCUGGAAAAUAAAAAUCUUCCACGAAAGCCUGGUAGUACGAGCGAUCGUAUGCUGAAGCUCGCCAAACGCCAUGUUCUUCUCAUUGUUGAGACCAAGACUGAUCUUUAGUGUUUUCUUUCUUCCUUUUCUUUUGUUUUUUUUUUUUGUUUUUUUUUUGUUUUUGUUUUUUUUUUCUCCAUGUGAUUCUAAAAAUUAGUGACCGACCGACCUAUUCAUAAAAGGUGUUUAUUAGUGAUAAAUUAAAAAUACCUGUGAAUUCAUUAGUUUUAAUGUUAAAAAAAUCUAUCUGGUGAU
Messenger RNA from Ceratosolen solmsi marchali, 2898 nucleotides. It is a transcript of the gene mi, whose product is annotated as cyclin E-interacting protein minus. The record is from RefSeq and is a predicted model, not a curated record. NCBI's taxonomy places the organism in Eukaryota, Metazoa, Arthropoda, Insecta, Hymenoptera, Agaonidae. The transcript is spliced from 7 exons. The coding region runs from base 658 to 2712 and encodes 684 amino acids.